This is a messenger RNA of Symbiodinium sp. CCMP2456, 687 nucleotides long. The record is from the annotation of a GenBank genome assembly. NCBI's taxonomy places the organism in Eukaryota, Dinophyceae, Suessiales, Symbiodiniaceae.
AUGGAUCUUGGGUUGGAGGUGCUAACAGCCACGACUUUGCCAUUCUUGCUGAUGCUCGGUGGCAGCAGGCUUUGGAUCAGAGCGACGGCUGGUGAGACCGGGAGCGCCCAACUCGGGCUCUCCGCCGUGCAGGCCACGGUGCACAUCAUGAACGAGUUCUUCGGCUCCAUGGCGCAGGGCACCCGGCUGCUGGGCGUGCUGCUGCUGUACCGCUUCGUCAUCAUCCACCGGGCAACCUACACGGUGCCCCAGGGGGUCUUGUAUUGUGAUUCUGCGACUCUCGUGCCCGAGAGACACGCCUUGCCAGACCAACAGUCGCAACCUGGCCAACCUGGCGGUUCAGGCAUCGCCCUGUUCAGCAGAAGCCGACGGGGAGCUAUCUACGCAUGCAGGUCCGCGGUCUUCCCACCGACUUGGGCUACCAUCACUUGGGCUACGAAGAGUUGCUUCGUGCCGCGGCCUCUGUCUAGACCUGGAGCUGGUGCAGCUAGUGCCUGCUUACUUUGCGAUGUGGCGCUAACUGCUGUCCAGGAGCAUUUUCAGACGGUCGCCUACGAACAAGCUCUGCGCGUGGAGUCUGCCUGUGACGACUGCGAUGAUGUGUCCAGUACAGAUGCAGAGAAUCAAAGCUGCUUCGGGAGACAGAUUUAUCGUAUGCCAGAUGGGCACAGAGCGGGAGCUGGAUGA